Molecule: messenger RNA, 658 nt
Organism: Umbelopsis ramanniana AG
Lineage: Eukaryota; Fungi; Mucoromycota; Umbelopsidomycetes; Umbelopsidales; Umbelopsidaceae
Exons: 5
Coding region: 58-468 (136 amino acids)
Source: RefSeq, a predicted model, not a curated record
UGGAACAAUUUCUUUGCGCUGUAAAUUUUGACCUUCACUAUUCAGACUUUGGAAGCCAUGGAUUCAGACAAUCUCACAAACCACUCCCGUCCAACCACUGAUGCCAUCCUCACUGUACGAUGCAUAAAGUCCUUCGAAUACAGAACUUGUAAAAACCUCGUUCUUCACGUCAAUCUGGAAGUCAUGACCGUAGGAGAGUUGAAGGAUAUGAUCAGAGAAAAAAUCAAGACUACCUCCGGUUGGAAGCCUUAUUUGAACGUUAAAUUUGAUACCCUCAAGCUUUACACUGUUGCACAUGGUCAUAAGACACAAAAUCUCAUCAUCAACAUGGAUGACGAUGACAAGCUGAUUUUCAAGGAUGACAGCGCAACUCUUUCAUGGCUAGGUUUUGAAAACGAGACAGAAGUUUCAUUCUUCAACUUCGAAGCUUAUGAAGAGUACAAGAAAAAUCCAGACAUCAAGUGGUGAUGUACUACUCAAGACCUUGCCAUGUGUUUUAACGAAAAUCAUAGAUAUAGAAUAGUGCUUUAAUGGAAAUCUUAUGGUGGUAGUAUCGCUGAGAGCCUACUGAAAUUUAAUAAAGAGGUACGACCUGAUUACCGCUUUUGAUGGGUAGCUGGUAUUGCAGCACCCGGCCUGGCGCCACUUGUACAUCCUA